This is a messenger RNA of Radiomyces spectabilis, 1578 nucleotides long. RefSeq names its product WD40-repeat-containing domain protein. Lineage: Eukaryota; Fungi; Mucoromycota; Mucoromycetes; Mucorales; Radiomycetaceae. The transcript has 2 exons. The record is from RefSeq and is a predicted model, not a curated record. Bases 1 to 1578 code for a protein of 525 amino acids. Gene Ontology annotation, molecular function: ubiquitin binding. Gene Ontology annotation, biological process: ubiquitin recycling; proteasome-mediated ubiquitin-dependent protein catabolic process. Gene Ontology annotation, cellular component: nucleus; cytoplasm.
AUGUCUCGUCAACUGUGCAGUCUACCGAAUUUGAUUUAUGCCUAUGAUAGACUGUCCGCCAAUAUGAAAUCACAUCUUUUAUUCCAACUCCUGAAAAGAUCAUCUUCAGAUACCCUGCAGUUUGUCGAUUCUGUGGUCGCGCCUAUAUUCAAGCGUGAUCUUUUGACCUUUUUACCGCGUGAAUUGGCGUUGCAAAUUUUAAGCUAUCUUGAUGUCCGCUCCCUGUGUCGAGCCGCGUCGGUGAGCAAGCAGUGGCGUGCCAUUGUUGACUCGGAUGAUUCUACUUGGCGCCGGUUACUUGAGCGGGACGGUUUUCAACCGAGCUGGGGCUCCUGGCCACAUGGUAAGCAGGAGCCACGGUAUGAUGACACCAUGGGAGAAAUGGGAUCACUAUCAUCACCACCACCGCCCACCCACAAGAAAAAGGAGAAAUCAAGGGAUAAUACUUUCUCGCAUCCCUAUAAAGAGUCCUAUCGUCGGCAGUAUAUCCUUCGACAAAAUUGGCGCCACGGACGGGCCGCUCGGAUCAGUUUUCCCGGCCAUCUUCAACAUGUGGUGACUUGCCUGCAGUUUGAUGAUGACAAGAUCGUUUCCGGGGCCGACGACGAGCAAAUCAACAUUUACAAUACGAAAACCGGCCAAAAACUGCGCUCACUGCGUGGACACGAAGGCGGCGUGUGGGCGUUGCAAUAUGUGGACAACAUUCUUGUGAGUGGAUCAACGGAUCGCACGGUUCGCGUGUGGGACAUUGAACGAGGUGUAUGCACGCAUAUCUUUCGCGGUCACACCUCCACGGUGCGAUGCUUACAAAUCGUGGUUCCGACGAUGGUCAAUGGCCGUCUGGAGCCCAAAGAGCCACUCAUUAUCACGGGAUCGCGAGACGCUACGCUACGUAUUUGGCGAUUACCCGAUCCGCGCAAGGAUGAACCUUACAAUGGAAUCGGAGUGAACCCGUGGCACAUGCACACCUUGGUCGGUCACUCGCAUUCCGUACGUGCCAUUGCGGUGCAUGGCUAUACAUUGGUCAGUGGCAGCUAUGACAACACGGUCGCUAUAUGGAAUAUAGAAACAGGGCAACUCGUGCACCGUAUGGAAGGCCAUACGCAAAAAGUGUACACAGUGAUGAUUGAUACCAGGCGACAACGAUGUAUGAGCGGGAGCAUGGACAGCACCGUACGCGUCUGGGACUUGAUCACGGGUCAAUGCUUGCAAGUGCUUAUAGGACAUUCCAUUUUGGUGGGAUUGCUUGGAUUGACGGAUCAAUAUAUUGUAUCGGCUGCGGCGGAUACCACAUUGCGUGUGUGGUCGGCCGAAACAGGGGCUUGCCAACAAGUGCUCACGGGCCAUCGAGGCGCUAUUACUUGUUUCCAGCACGACAAUGAAAAGGUGAUUUCAGGGUCGGAAGGCGCAUUAAAAAUGUGGGAUAUCAAGACCGGAGAACCGUUGAAAGAUCUUAUUACGGACGUCACGGGUAUUUGGCGUGUCGCUUUUGAUCAUCGUCGUUGUGUGGCUGCGGUUCAUCGCGAUAACGUUACUUCAUUUGAAGUACUGGAUUUUGGUGUGUAUGGUUUGACUUGA